Molecule: messenger RNA, 791 nt
Organism: Apis florea (little honeybee)
Lineage: Eukaryota; Metazoa; Arthropoda; Insecta; Hymenoptera; Apidae
Product: protein vein
Biological process (GO): homophilic cell-cell adhesion
Cellular component (GO): plasma membrane
Source: RefSeq, a predicted model, not a curated record
AUGCUAACGAGUUUCGAUCGAUCGAGUGGAAAUUUCAACGAGUGCAAACGUCUGAUUUCAGUGAGGGAGGUUACGUUGUCCGAGCUCAGGGACUCGAUAGCGAGGUUACGGGAAAGAGUGAAGCUAGUAUGCCGAACGAGGGGCUCUCCGCCCCCCAGGGUGCACUGGCUCAAAGACGGUAUACCGCUGCACCCUCGCAGAGGCCUCAGGAUUCAACACAAACGGCGGAGAUCGAAAGUGGUGAUAUCCUCCGCUAAGCCUGAGGACAGCGGCAGAUACGAGUGCGUAGCUGAGAGUACUUCCGGUCAUCGGGCCUCACUCGCGGCCCAGCUUCUAGUCGCUCACGAUACGAGAAUUCCGGAAACCACGACGGCGGCCUGGCCGAGGCAGGAGCAGCCGUGCCCGAUAGCUGGAGACUUUUGCAUGAACGGUGGUACCUGCCUGUUUUUCGAGACCGUCGGUGAACCAGCGUGCAGAUGCGCGGAAGGCUUCACGGGUCUGCGGUGCGAGACGAAGGACGUCAUCAGCACCGGAAGUGUGUACAACCGGCGUAGGGCGCCGUUUUCCUGCAAGCUGGGACUAUCGACCUCGUACUACUGCUAGCGAUAAUCGCGCGGGGCCCUUCCAUUCUGAGUAGACCCUUUUCUAAAAAAGAAAGAAAAGAAAAAAAAAAAAAAAAAAAAAACUACCAACUCGGUUUACUCGGUUUAGAUUAGAACCGGUCGAAAAGAACAGUCCACGAGAAGAAUGCCAGCGUGAGAGGGCCAACGCGCGACCAAAUAACGAAACGA